GUCCAAUCUCGCUAGUAGUGAGUGCAUCUAGCUGUUUAGUGUAUAGCUAUAAUGUGUAAUCCUUGCGCCCAAUGUAUAAUAAAGAAGACACGUCUAUGAAUAUGAAAGUAAUACAAUCAGAGAAAAGUAUACUAAUUGAUAUGAUACAACUUUAUAAGGAUUUGCCUGUUCUUUGGGAUCCCACACAAGUGCAAUACAAUGACAAAAAAGCUAGAGAUCAAGCGUAUAGUAUCAUAUUAGAAAAAUACAAAGUUUUACGCCAAGAUGCGACGAUUGAACUCGUUAAAAAGAAAUUGGAGAAUAUGAGAGCAACUUACAGACGUGAAUACAAAAAGAUAUCAAGACACCAUGGACUACGAAUCCAGUGAUGAUGAGGGGGUUCUUGACCUAUGUAAAGAACUAGGAAUAAGAAUACCGCCGAAAAAGAAAAAUAACAAUAAUACCACCAGGGAUAACUUAGAAAACAUUGAUAUUAACAACUUGCCCGUUGUUAUAAUACCCGACAAUACCUACGUAAGCAGCGAGGUGAGUGUACAUGAACUUUUCGAAUUCCAUAACAAUGUAAUGAUGGUACAAACUACAGCUCACUCGCCUAUGUUACCGUCGAAUGAAGAACCUAUUGAUAUAAAUUUUGCGCAAACAAGUGUAACAGACCCUACAUUAAUGGAAGAAUCAACAGACCUUGCAGAACCGAUGGCGAGUCCCUUGCCUUUGAGUGACGAGGUCGAACAAUAUGGUGAUCUUAAUUCUGGCCGAAAAAGAUGUUCAAAGGGAUGUUCAGUGAACAAAAACUGGACUAAAAAUAAUAACAAGAAACUUAGAAUGGAGGUAAAAGAAUAUUUAGGGUAUAGGCGAGAUAGCAAUGGUUCAAAGUUUAGGGUAUUACAUGACACUAUUAGGCCAGCCCGAAUAAUUGGCCCUCGAUGUACUACCGAGUUUUGUAAAAAAUCACAGCUUAGUGCUCGUAAUACAAUACCAGAAGAGGAACAAAAUACCCUUUUCUCCAAUUACUGGAAUAAUAUGACGCGGGAACAGCGUAAACAAUACGUUGUAUCAAAUGUUCAGGUAUGCCCAAAAAAGCAGGUCAAAUGUAAAUCAUCAUCAUCUAGGCGUGGUGAGACCAAAGAGUAUUUUUAGAAACUUUAAAUGGACGUGCUCAAGUUUGCAAGCAUACUUUUCUGAAUAUGUUCGUUAUCAAAGAAUGGACAGUCAGAUAUUGGCUAUCGGUGUCUGAGCUUGGAAUGGCAAAGAAACCCGAACUGACUCGUAAGGUUUUAGAAGGACCCUCAAAGAAAGAUGAGGUAGCUUUUCUUAAAGAUUUCCUAAACAGUUUGCCAAAGAUGCCUUCUCACUAUUGUAGAGCUACCUACCUCUUCUAGAGAAUAUUUAGAGCCUAUGAUCGAAAACAAGAAUCAUCUUUUCAAAAUUUAUUGCGAGAAGUGUAAAUCAGAAAAUAAAGAACCCGUCAGCCGAUGGUCUUUUGAUAAAAUUUUUAAAGAAAAUAAUUUAAGCUUGUUCCAGCCAAAAAAGGAUCAAUGUGACACAUGCUGUGCGUUCAAAGCAGGUAAUCUUGGCUAAGACAUCUAUCGCAAUCACAUUAAUCGAAAAGAAGCAGCUAGAGAGGAGAAAAAGAAAGACAAGGACCGAGCAUUAGCAGGAGAAGCACACGUAUUUACGCAUGACCUCCAAUCAGUAAAGUUGUGUCCGAUGUUGCAGGCUAGUGCAUUGUACUAUAAAACUAAGCUCUGUGUGCACAAUUUCAUAAUGUUUAACCUAGCCACAAAAGAUGUCCAUUGUUACUGGUUUGACGAGCAUAAUGCAGGAUUGGUGGCUUCUGUUCUUGCAUUAUGCGUCAUAGAUUGCCUGAGAAAAACUCUUUCAGAAAAACCUUUGCCAAUUAUCCUAUUUUCUGAUGGAUGUACAUCCCAAAACAGAAACGUUGUUUUAGCGAAUGCUCUUUUAGAUUUAGCCAUGGAAUAUAAUGUCGUAAUAACACAGAAAUUCCUUGAAAAAUGUCAUACCCAAAUGGAGUGUGACUCCAGCCACAGUGCAAUUGAAUGCAGGCUUAAAAAUAAGGAGAUAUACUUACCUUCCGAGUAUGCCACUAUUUCCAAGGAAGCUCGGCCGAAACAACCUUUCAUGGUAAACUUUUUAUCAUACGACUUUUUUUUGACUACUCAAACAAAGCUGAUUUUUUGUACGAGUCCAUCCCGCCUUGCCGAGUUGCCAACGAUCCUACAGUCACAGAUUUGAGAGCUUUGGAAUAUAACCCUAACGGCAUUAUUAACUACAAGUAAAGCUUUCAGGAUGACUAUAAAAAUUUGCCCAGAAGAGCCAAAAAUAAUAGGGCAAGACCGGGCCCAAGGACUAAGCUUUAUAAUAAUCAUCAAAAAAUAAAUGAAUCCAAAUGGAAACAUCUGCAAGAACUAAAGUCAGUUAUUCCGCUUGACUGUCAUAGUUUUUAUGAUACUUUACUUCAUUAAAAUUUUAUAAUGACUGAUAUUGUAUUUUUGUUAUUUUGAUAUAAUAUGUUUAAGUAAUACUUGUCAGUAUUCCAUUUUGAUGUAAGAUAUUUUAUACCAAAUAAUUAUCCAGGUUAACAAACAGUGCAAUAAAGUGAAAUUGUUAAUCAUUUGUAAUGAAAAGUUAAGAAGAGUGGUUAAAACGUUCUAGAAGAAAAUGUAUUAUGUUUUGUUAUUGUUUAAGAGGUAUAAGUCUACCUGUUAUUUUAAUUUUAAUUGAAAUAAAUGAUUUAUAAAUAUU
Molecule: messenger RNA, 2763 nt
Organism: Parnassius mnemosyne (clouded apollo)
Lineage: Eukaryota; Metazoa; Arthropoda; Insecta; Lepidoptera; Papilionidae
Source: the annotation of a GenBank genome assembly